GCGGCCUACAGGGCGGGCCGGAGGGGUGUGGCCGGAGGGCCGUGGUGUUCCGCCGGCCAGUCGCGGGUUGUCAGAACCGUCGCCGCUGAAGUGGGGAGAGGCUGCGUUGCUCUGUCCUGGCCGCCCGGGGCCCGCGUAAGGAUGAGAGGGCAAAGGACUCGGGGCCGCUGGAGGCGCAGGUAACGAAGCUGGGGAGCGGUGGGGCAGCGGCUGGGCUUCUUCCGGGACCCGUGGUGCUGAAUGGAGAGGACCGAGGCGAAGCCGAGCCGUGGCUCCUAGCGGUGGGGCCGCUGCUGGAGCUGCAGCUGCUGGGCGAGGAUGUGUGGAGCCCAGGCGGCGUGGGGCAGCUGAGAGGCUUCGGGCCCCAGGACCCUCGGGGCACGGGAUGAGUUAGCGAGGGCAGCCGCGGGGGCCAGUUCCGAGCGCUACAGGCCAAGGCGACGGCCUCUGCCCGCCCGCCCUUUGCGUGCAAAAUCCGUUAUCGCCUUUCCGCGCCCGCUCGUCCGCGCUCCCGGCCCUGGAGACCAUGAGGUUCCGCAUCUACAAACGGAAGGUGCUAAUCCUGACGCUCGUGGUGGCCGCCUGCGGCUUCGUCCUCUGGAGCAGCAAUGGGCGACAAAGGAAGAACGAGGCCCUUGCUCCUCCGUUGCUGGACGCUGAGCCCGCGCGGGGUGCGGGCGGCCGGGGCGGGGACCAUCCCUCUGUGUCUGUGGGCAUCCGCAGAGUCUCCAACGAGUCGGCGGCUCCACUGGUCCCGGCGGCCCCCCAACCUGAAGCGGACAACCUGACGCUGCGGUACCGGUCCCUGGUGUACCAGCUGAACUUUGAUCAGACGCUGAGGAAUGUAGAUAAGCCUGGCACCUGGGCUCCCGGGGAGUUGGUGCUGGUGGUUCAGGUGCAUAACCGGCCAGAAUACCUCAGACUCCUGCUGGACUCACUUCGAAAAGCCCAGGGCAUCGACAACGUCCUCGUUAUCUUUAGCCAUGACUUCUGGUCGACAGAGAUCAAUCACCUGAUCGCGGGGGUGGAUUUCUGUCCGGUUCUGCAGGUGUUCUUUCCUUUCAGCAUUCAGUUGUACCCCAAUGAGUUUCCAGGCAGUGACCCCAGAGAUUGCCCCAGAGACCUGCAGAAGAACGCAGCUUUGAAAUUGGGGUGCAUUAAUGCUGAGUAUCCCGACUCCUUUGGCCAUUAUAGAGAGGCUAAGUUCUCCCAAACCAAACAUCAUUGGUGGUGGAAGCUGCAUUUUGUAUGGGAAAGAGUCAAAAUUCUUCGAGAUUAUGCUGGCCUUAUACUUUUCCUAGAAGAGGAUCACUACGUGGCCCCAGACUUUUACCAUGUCUUCAAGAAGAUGUGGAAAUUGAAGCAGGAAGAGUGUCCUGAGUGCAAUGUUCUCUCCCUGGGGACCUAUACUGCCAGCCGCAGUUUCCGUGGCAUUGCUGACAAGGUAGAAGUGAAAACUUGGAAAUCCACAGAGCACAAUAUGGGUCUAGCCUUGACCCGGAAUGCUUAUCAGGAGCUGAUCAAGUGCACAGACACUUUCUGUACUUACGAUGAUUAUAACUGGGACUGGACUCUUCAAUAUUUGACUGUAUCUUGUCUUCCAAAAUUCUGGAAAGUGCUGGUUCCUCGAGUUCCUAGGAUUUUUCAUGCUGGAGACUGUGGUAUGCAUCACAAGAAAACCUGUAGACCAUCCACCCAGAGUGCCCAAAUUGAGUCACUCUUAAAUAGUAACAAACAGCUUCUAUUUCCAGAAACUCUAAUUAUCAGUGAGAAGUUUCCUGUGGUAGCCCUUUCCCCACCUAGGAAAAAUGGAGGGUGGGGAGAUAUUAGGGAUCAUGAACUUUGUAAAAGUUAUAGAAGACUGCAGUGAAAAAUCACAAUUAUAAAAGCUAAAGUGACAGUCUUCUAUUUUUGAUAUUUGUCUAAACAGAAUAUACAAUUGAAUAAAAGUUUAGGAACUGGUUUCUGCUUUAAUACAAAAAUUCUUGUAAAAGGUGUUCAAAUACAUAGUAAUCUUUUCCAGUUAUGUCUGAUUAAGAUUUAAAACUGAAGUUUUCAUUUUGGGAGUAGGGUUUUAAAGUUCAAUCUGUAUCUGCUAAAAAUAAUGAUUAUUGUUAAUUGAUAUGAGAGAAGAGGGGAAAUUUUAUUUAAAUUGCAUCUAUUAAUCUUUUUAUCUGAAACUUUGUACACUUUUCCACUUUCAAAACUUAUUUUAAGUACAGCAAAAUUUAUUUAAAAUUGUCAUAGCAGUAAAAAGUAUUACAGUGAAAUUGUUAGAGUAUUAAUGGAAUAAGCCCAGUUUCACUCUUGAUACAGUUAUUAGGAACGAAAUGCUUCACUGGUUUAAUAAUUCAAAAAUUAUGUUUGUUAAACAUCCUGUCAGAACAGUCAUUUUCAGUAUUACAGAUUCUUGUACUGUUGUGCUAAGAUUUGCCUGUGCUUUGGAACCUUCAUAGAACACACUUUCUUUUGGAAUGUAUUUGAUUGGUAAGAAAGUUUAAACAUUUUCACCUCAAUGUAGAAAUACAGUGGUUUUGGUUUUUUUUUUUUUCUUUUAGUGCUGCCAAAAUAAAAUACUCAUUUUUGCAUAAAGAGUUUCUUAAUCCUUUUGCAGAGUAAGUUUUGUUUACUCUUUACACCAAAAUUUAGUAAAGGCAUUCUCAAAGUUUUGAAAGUUAACAUCUUAAUGUUUGCCAUCUAAAUAUUGUGUAAUUGAGUUUGAAAUAAAACCUAGCUCAUGACAAUGCA
This is a messenger RNA of Microcebus murinus (gray mouse lemur), 2748 nucleotides long. RefSeq names its product alpha-1,6-mannosyl-glycoprotein 2-beta-N-acetylglucosaminyltransferase (gene MGAT2). Gene Ontology annotation, biological process: protein N-linked glycosylation; oligosaccharide biosynthetic process. Lineage: Eukaryota; Metazoa; Chordata; Mammalia; Primates; Cheirogaleidae. Gene Ontology annotation, molecular function: alpha-1,6-mannosylglycoprotein 2-beta-N-acetylglucosaminyltransferase activity. The record is from RefSeq and is a predicted model, not a curated record. Gene Ontology annotation, cellular component: Golgi membrane; Golgi stack.